UAUGUCCAAAAUGCACACCGACCCUUAAAACUUUUUUACAGCCUAGCAAGCUCCCUUCCGCUCCACAUAUUCCCCUUUUCAGCACUAAUAAAAUGCGAACCAAAAACCUUAAAUUCGAGCAGAGUUUGCCUCGAUUACAACAAUGGCCAAGAAAAGGUCAGCAGCCCUUGUGCAGAAACUUUCCGUUCUGCUCAAAAUCUACAUUUUCUUGGCCAGACUAAAGAAACCCAUGAUCCGAAACCUCGUAUCUCUCAAGAAAACUAGGAAGCUGAAAAGGCUGAAUCUUUUCGAUCAGUACGGUGGUUAUGUUAGGGAGUACGAGUUUUCUCCUUCGAGCACUCCGCUGAUUCAUGGGUUUCGGACAAGGUGGGCGGCGAAGAGUGGGAGGAGGAUCGGGUUUAAGACAAUGUACGCAAGGUGUUUGGGAAAAUGUCUCAGAGAAGGAGAAGAUGAUAUUUACUGCCUGGAUGAGAUUUUACCUGAAUCGGCGGCCGUUGAUUUGUGCGGCGACGAUGAGGACUGUGUGGAUGAGAGGGCUGAGAUAUUUAUUCAGAGGUUUUAUGAAGAGAUGAGAAGGCAGAGGCUCGAUUCUGGUUCGAAGAUCAAUGGCUUAUUGCUUGAAAUUUGAAUUUUGAUUUUUGUUUUGAUUUGAUUUGUUUAAAUUUCUUCAUUAUUUGGUUGUUUACAUUUUUACCCCUUAUUUUUUUUGGGUGGGAAAGCUGAGUUAAUUUUAGUUACUAGUUACUACUGUGUUUUCAAGAACGUGUACUGGAAUUUUUCUUUUGUCUUUACUGUCAAAACAAGGGGUGAAAGCAAUGUUGAAUUAGUUUAAUUUA
Molecule: messenger RNA, 836 nt
Organism: Erythranthe guttata (spotted monkey flower)
Lineage: Eukaryota; Viridiplantae; Streptophyta; Magnoliopsida; Lamiales; Phrymaceae
Product: cotton fiber protein
Source: RefSeq, a predicted model, not a curated record